AUGGACCUACCGGCGACCGAGUUUGACGAAAAGGGACGACGCAAGCAAAAGAUCAAUAUCUCGAACCGUAUUCGGACAGCCAAAUACACGCCGCUGUCAUUCAUACCCAAGAAUUUGUUUGAGCAGUUCAGAAACGUCGCCAACCUGUAUUUCUUGUUUCUCGUCAUCUUGCAGUGUAUUCCAAUUUUCGGUGUAGUUGAGCCGGCCGUCUCGGCCCUGCCGCUGAUAGCAAUCUUGGUUAUUACCGCUAUCAAGGACGCCAUAGAGGACUGGAAGCGUAAUCAGAGCGACGACCGCGUGAAUAAUGCAAAAACACUUACUCUGACGAAUUGGCGCAAUGUCAACAUGCCCGAUAAUGCGGGUGGGUUCUUUGCUAGCUUCAUUGGUUUCUUUUAUGUCAUGGCCGGUGUCGAAAACAAGUAUGCACAGGCUUAUAGAGCAUUCUUGGCCAAGCGGAAAAGCAAUGGUGGCCAAAAGAAGAAGAUGAAAAAGGAACGAUCCCGCCGAGGCACUGAGGAUAAGUUGCCAUUGACGGAAUUGAACUUGCCCUCUUCAUCUGCGUCCUCUCAGCAUCAGUCCGAGCGAACCAACACUAUUCAUCAAGAAAUCCCUGAUAACCACCAUCACAAUAACAGUCGACCCAUGCGCCAGAAUAGCAGGUUCAGGCUACGGUCCAAUACACUGCGAUCCAUGUUUCGCAACAAACCGUAUAAUCCAAACAAAAUUCGUCACUCAGUCUUGUAUCGCAUCGAUAGCACGCCUGGACCUUCCUCACGCCGUGACUCUACGGUCCACCCAGCAUUGCUACCGCCGGUUAAAACACAUUUGGAAGGCCCUCUGGCAGCCAACGGCGAUGUUGCAUGGAAGCCGACGGCAUGGAAAGACGUCAAUCCGGGCGACUAUAUCUUGAUUAGAAAUGACGAAGACGUGCCUGCAGAUAUUGUCAUCUUGUCGACAUCCGAUCCAGACCACAUCUGCUACAUUGAGACGCAAAACCUGGAUGGCGAAACCAACUUAAAAGUACGCCAAGCUCUUGUUGCAACGAGCGAAGUCAAUUCCGUCAAGGAUUGUCAGCUUGCCGAGUUUUAUAUCGAGAGCGAACCACCCCACGUCAACUUGUAUCAGUACAGCGGUGUUCUCAAGUGGCAGAUCCAGAACCAACAGACCAUGGAGUCUCAAGUGGCCCAUGAAAAGACAGAGGCGGUGACGUACAAUAAUAUUCUGUUGCGUGGUUGUGUUGUCCGUAACACCGAGUGGGUCAUUGGUGUCGUCGUGUACACUGGUGAUGAAACCAAGAUCAUGAUGAAUACCGGUCGUACGCCUUCCAAGCGAAGCAAGAUGGCUAAAAAGACCAAUCCGCACGUAAUUGCCAAUUUUGUCAUCUUGGCUGUUAUAUGUAUCAUCAGUUCAGUGAUGGAUAGCAUCCUGUUCAGAUCUGAAGGAUCUGCUCGGUUCUUUGACUUUGAAAUCAGUGGAACAAAUGCGUCCUAUGAUGGUUUCUUGACAUUUUGGGUUACACUAAUUCUGUAUCAGAACAUUGUCCCUAUCUCACUGUACAUUUCCGUUGAAAUUGUCAAGACAUUUGCUGCCUACUUUAUUUAUUCGGAUAUCGACAUGUAUCAUCCAGAAACUGACACGCCAUGUGUCGCCAAAACAUGGAACAUUUCCGACGACUUGGGCCAGAUCGAAUACAUUUUUUCUGACAAAACUGGCACGUUGACGCAGAACGUCAUGGAAUAUCGCAAAUGUACCAUCAAUGGUGUCAAGUAUGGUCUAGGCACUACAGAAGCAUCCAUGGGCGCCAAGAUCCGUGAAGCCGUGGAAAAGCGACAAACCAAGCACCAGAUCGACCGCGACGAUAUUGAUGUUUUAAACGAUAAUAGCAGCAGUACAUUGAACAACAACAACGAUGGUACAGCAGCACUCGAGCAGGCCAAAAAGGAAAUGUAUGCCAAACAAGCACAAUUGUUUCAAAACGACCACGUUGGUCCAAACCCGACGUUUAUCGAUCCAAAACUCUUUGACGAUUUGGCAGAGACCGAAGUUUCACAGUCCAUUUUUAUCACUCACUUUUUCAUGACACUUGCACUAUGUCAUACCGUCAUUGCUGAACGGCCCGAUUCGGAGAAUGACCCAAAUAGAAUCGAGUACAAGGCACAGAGUCCCGACGAAGCUGCCUUGGUCGCUACGGCAAGAGACUGUGGGUUCGUGUUUGUUGGUCGUGAAGCAAACACGAUUCACGUGAAGAUCAAGGGAGAGGACAAGUAUUUCGAAAUCCUCAAUGUGCUAGAGUUUAACUCGACCAGAAAGCGCAUGAGUGUCAUCUUGAAACCUCAUGAUAGUGACAAAAUUAUCCUGCUGUGUAAAGGUGCCGAUUCGAUCAUUUAUGAACGGUUGUGUAAUGACUUUGGCGACCAAAAGGAAUUGCAAACUACACAAGAAGAGAUUCGUAAUAACACCAGUGCUCACUUGGAAGACUUUGCCAAUGAAGGUCUGCGUACAUUGUGUUUGUCAUACCGUUUUAUCUCCAUGGAAGAGUACGAGCCCUGGAACGAGAGUUACUUGGAUGCCUCUGCUAGUAUUUACAACCGUGAAGAAAAGAUCGAUGAAGUAUGUGAGGCGAUAGAGUCCAACAUGCUGCUCAUGGGCGGUACUGCUAUUGAAGAUCGUCUUCAAGUCGGUGUGCCCGAAACGAUUGCCGAGCUGGCCAAAUCCGGCGUCAAACUCUGGGUGCUGACAGGCGACAAGACCGAAACAGCCGUCAAUAUCGGGUUUGCAUGCAAUCUCCUCUCACAAGACAUGGAUCUGAUCAUUAUCAAGGGCCAGACGCGUGAAGAAACUACCGCACAAUUGCAAGAGGCGCUGACAACGACAAGCAACACCAACGAAGAACGAAAACGCGCGUUGGUGAUUGAUGGCACGACCCUGAAAUAUGCUUUGGAGCCCAAGGCCAAGAACAUGGUGUUGACCCUAGGCAUGCGCUGUAACAGCGUCUUGUGCUGUCGUGUCUCGCCAAAACAGAAGGCUCAAGUGGUCGCGCUGGUCAAGAAAGGACUCAAGGUCAUGACCCUAGCCAUCGGCGACGGCGCAAACGACGUUUCCAUGAUCCAAGAAGCCAACAUUGGCAUUGGUAUCUCUGGCCUCGAGGGUCGUCAAGCAGUCAUGGCAUCCGACUAUGCUAUCGCCCAAUUCCGGUUCUUGCACAAGUUAUUGUUGGUGCACGGUCGAUGGUCUUACAUUCGAACAUCGGAAAUGAUCAUGGGCUUCUUUUACAAAAACAUUGUCUGGACGUUCGUCUUGUUCUGGUACCAAAUCUUCUGCCAAUUCACCGGCAGCAUGAUGUUCGAGUAUGCUCUUGUCACGCUGUACAACGUGGUCUUUACGUCGGUACCGAUUAUCUUUUUGGGUAUUUGGGACCAAGACUUGAGCGCCAAGAUUUCAUUGUUGUAUCCUGAAUUGUACCGGAUGGGUCUGCGUAACGACUUGUUCAAGACCUGGCGGUUCUGGUUGACCAUGUUGGACUCGAUCUAUCAGUCCGCAGUCUGUUUCUUUUUCCCUUACAUGUUGUUGGUCGGUGGCGGCGUCGAUCCGAUUGGUUUGGACCAGAAUGGCGUGUAUGAGAUCGGUACCAUCGUUUCCAGUAUUGCCGUCUGCGUCGCCAAUUUCUUUGUCGCCUGUUCGUUGUACAGUUUUACGUGGAUCCAGGUCGGCAUAAUUGCCUUGUCCAUCUUAAUCUAUUAUGCAUUCGUCUGCAUCUAUGCCCAGUUCAAUACGUUUAUUUUUGCUGGUCACAGUCGAGUCUUUGCCACUGGCAUGUAUUGGCUCGUGUUCAUUCUCACAAUGGUGGCCUGUUACAUUCCUCGCUUUAUAGCGUUGCAUUUGCUGCAUCAAUAUCGACCUUACGACAAUGAUAUUGUUCGUGAGAUUGAGCUGGUGCAAAAGAAGGGAAAGCAUACAAACACUAAGAGCUUAGAGAAUCCAACGGUCGGCCCUAAUGAAGGAUUGUACGAUAUUAAUUUACUAGAACGGUAUAAAUGA
This is a messenger RNA of Zychaea mexicana, 4038 nucleotides long. RefSeq lists its product as uncharacterized. Lineage: Eukaryota; Fungi; Mucoromycota; Mucoromycetes; Mucorales; Lichtheimiaceae. The transcript is spliced from 5 exons. Gene Ontology annotation, biological process: phospholipid translocation. The record is from RefSeq and is a predicted model, not a curated record. Bases 1 to 4038 code for a protein of 1345 amino acids. Gene Ontology annotation, molecular function: ATP binding; ATPase-coupled intramembrane lipid carrier activity; ATP hydrolysis activity. Gene Ontology annotation, cellular component: plasma membrane.